Loa loa (African eye worm) is the source of this 592-nucleotide messenger RNA. Its product is annotated as 50S ribosomal protein L31e. The record is from RefSeq and is a predicted model, not a curated record. The coding region runs from base 110 to 493 and encodes 127 amino acids. Gene Ontology annotation, molecular function: structural constituent of ribosome. Gene Ontology annotation, biological process: cytoplasmic translation. The transcript has 3 exons. NCBI's taxonomy places the organism in Eukaryota, Metazoa, Nematoda, Chromadorea, Rhabditida, Onchocercidae. Gene Ontology annotation, cellular component: cytosolic large ribosomal subunit; ribosome.
GUGCAUUGUAACACCGGAAUUGCAGUAAAUGAUAAGGUCAUACGCGAAUCUGCUGGUGUGGUAGAAUGAGUUGGUCAGUGUUUCAGUUUCGUUUUACAGGCAUCUAACGAUGGCACCAUCAAAGAAAGGAUCAAAACAAGAAAGGAAACCGAGAAGUGCAAUGAGUGAAGUGGUAACACGCGAAUAUACCGUUAAUUUACAUCGACGAUUGCACGGCGUUGGUUUCAAAAAGCGUGCUCCUAAAGCUAUCAAAGCGAUACGGAAAUUCGCAGAAGAACAGAUGGGUACGAAAGAUGUGCGCGUUCACAUACGUCUGAAUGAAUUUUUAUGGUCUAAAGGCGUAAAGAACGUACCAUAUCGUGUGCGCGUACGUCUAUCACGACGACGUAACGAUGAUGAAAGUUCUGCAGAUCGGCUGUACACAUUGGUGACGCACGUUCCUGUCACAACAUUCAAGAAAUUGACAACAGUGAAUGUUGAUAAUGAGGAGUGAUCUUCUGUUGUCGUGGUUGUUUUAUUUCUGUAAAGUAUAAAGGAAUUUCUGAAUCACAUUUGCGGUUCACGGUUUACACAGUAAAUCCUACGAUCUGCG